AUGGCAGCUAGUUUAGCGCCGAUGAAAUUUUUGAGCGCUAGCCAUGCCAAUUUGACAUUAUCAACGUACUUUAGUACUGGUAUAUUACUUGGAACUUCACUUUUGAUUAUACUCCCCGAGGGGAUUGAGGUGCUAAAUGAGUCUGGGCACAAGCUUACAUCAUCGGCUAUUGGACUUCCUUUGACUUUUGGGUUCACCAUGAUGUAUCUUGUUGACAAGUUUUUCACAAUUGGCAAUUUUCCAUCGCCAAUCGUCAAUGUUUCUCCAUUGCUGUCGAUUCUUAACUCGUCGCUCUCCCUUGGUUUGAUUGUUCAUGGCUCCGUCGAUGGUAUCUCGUUGGGAUCUUCGUUUCUAGACACAGAUAAAACCUUUCAUGCCUUGGUUUUAUUGGCUAUUAUUCUUCAUCGCAUCCCCACUGCAUUUAGUUUUGGAACAAUUUUGAAUAAGAAGGGUUUAGAGGAUAAACUUGUGGUUUGGCAUUUGGCUCUUUUUGCUCUACUGACGCCUAUUUUUACAUGGCUAACUAUUGGAUUCGUCUCGGUGUUUAAUACAGAUAUCCUUUAUGUUACAGGGUUGUUGCUAUUGUUUUCAGCUGGUACCUUCUUUUACAUCGUCAACCAUGUCAUGAAUGAGUUUGAUGUCUCAUCUUCUUGGGAUAUGCCUAAUUCCAGCGAUACAGAAACAACAAUGACACAUCAAGGAAAUAGAGUAAAUCUACUAUUGCCCUUACUUGGGCUAACACUCCCAGUCUUGAUUAGUUUUUUUAAAGAAUAA
Molecule: messenger RNA, 774 nt
Organism: Lodderomyces oxycetoniae
Lineage: Eukaryota; Fungi; Ascomycota; Pichiomycetes; Serinales; Debaryomycetaceae
Product: Mn(2+) transporter
Exons: 1
Coding region: 1-774 (257 amino acids)
Biological process (GO): zinc ion transport; transmembrane transport
Cellular component (GO): membrane
Molecular function (GO): metal ion transmembrane transporter activity
Source: RefSeq, a predicted model, not a curated record